AUGAAGAGCAACGAUCUGAUAAUGUGGAGGUUUGGAAACAAUCUCUUAGCUAAAAUCAACAGAAAGGACAAUAAAAGAGAGACUUUUAAUGGUCCUAAUGGGAGUUUCACAGACAGAUUGAAGCUGGACAGUCAAACUUCAUCGCUGACCAUCAAAAACAGCAGAAUCUCUGACUCUGGACUUUAUAACAUAACCACCAGCAGCUCAAACACGCUACUCAACACAUUCAACCUCACUGUCUAUGUUCCAGCUCAUCUGCCUGCUCCUGUCAUCAGCAACUCUUCAUCAGUGCAGUAUUGUUCAGUGGUGUGUUCAGUGGUGAAUGUGAGCGCUGUGAGUCUCUCCUGGUACAAAGGAAACAGUGUAUUGUCCAGCAUCAGUGUGUCUGAUCUCAGCAUCAGUCUCUCUCUACCUCUGGAGAUUGACUGUCUGGAUGAUUCCUACAGCUGUGUGGUGAAGAAUCCUAUCAGCAACCAGACUCAACAUCUAGACAUCCAAGUCUGUCAGUUUUGUGAAGAUUGUAUCUGCUGUUGUGGUUUUGCUGAAGCUGUGAUUCGACUGGCUCUCGCUGCUGUGGUGGGUGUGGCUACUGUUGCUGUCCUGGUCUAUGAUGUUACAUCCAGAAGAUCUGACCAGAGGAAUAGAAAGCAAACAUCUCCUUCAGACUCUGAAUAAUCAGAAAAGCAUAGUGGAGAUCUUCUUGAAUAACCAGAGAUAUUUACUGAUUAUUGUACAAAUAGUAUUCAUGAACAAAUGUCCUUUAUCUCCUUAUUUAACUGAUUUUCUACAAUACAAAUCCUCUUUUAAUAUGAA
Messenger RNA from Danio rerio (zebrafish), 813 nucleotides. The record is from RefSeq and is a predicted model, not a curated record. NCBI's taxonomy places the organism in Eukaryota, Metazoa, Chordata, Actinopteri, Cypriniformes, Danionidae.